CAACUGAGUAACAACAAUCUGAUUCUGACGUGAGUCUUCUCCCAUGACAUGGGAAUUUUCACUGCACUGCAUGUGUUUCUUUCCGGCCUAUCUUGCAUCACCUGAAGUAGACUUGCUCUUAAUCUGUUAAUUUUUUUGGUGGGUGUUAGUGAUGAAACCUUGUCUGCACUUUGAUGGGUUGUAGAAACUAGAAAGUAGAAGCAGAACAGGUAGCUAUGAUUAACUCUCUUUAUCUUUACGCUUUUUUUCAGGGAUGGGCGUGAAUUCUGGCAAGUAAUGGUGGGGAGGCAGAGCAACAAAGCAAAAGCACAGCUUAUUGCCUUCUAUCAAUCAUAUAAAGUUGCAUCCUUUUUUUGAUGGGUUUUGGUCUUUCAAAUGCUUGCUUCCGAUUUAAGGCUCUUAGGUAAUGAAUUAUUUCCUCUGUUUCCACUUUCUCCCUGCAAAGUGCACAUCUCCCCAUUCAUCUGCUGCCAAGCAGAUACAUCUCUGGUGAAUCAAUUUUCCUUUUCUUCAACUUUUUUUUUUUUUUUAACUAGUGGUAUCUAUUUAAUCAUUGCACUGGCAUCAUCAGUUGGGUUGUGCGGGAAAAGGACCAAUUUCCAUUGAUUUCCCACCAAUUCCAUUAUAGGGUCCCCUUUUCUGUGCAAAUUUUAUGUGUAUGGUAGGAUUGAGGGUUUCAUUUUUCCUUGUGUGCAGGCAGGCAACUGGGAAAUUGGAGGGAACAGGUUGCGGCCAAGAUAACAAAAGGAUGUUAUUCAAGACUACGAUAAAGGGGAAAGCUUGCAUGGUUAGUCUAUGAGGGAAAAAGCAAGCAGAGCACCAAGGAAGAAAAGCCAUGCAUUACGGGGAGAAUAAUUUGCUCAAACAGCAGAAAGAGGGAAAGUGAAUGUCAAUCAGUAUUAUUAGCAUUUUUGGACAAUGAAGUAUGAAUGAAAAAGUCUUCUUCCAAACACAUCAAUGGGAAACCAAGAAGUUGCAAAAACUGACUCUAUGUUUCUCAAAUUAUGAUUGUUCUUUUCAAACGUAUGCCAUACGACUGGAAACAAUAAAACGGAAAACCAUUUUGCGUCGAAUACUUUUUUCAAAUGAUUUGGGAAUAAUAAUUUCGUAAGUCGUUAGUGAAGAACGAUAUUCGUGACGAGAUUUGCUCGAAUAGGUGUCUCAACUUCACACUACUUCACACUACUUGGGCCGUGGAACAUUUCCUCCCCCCAAAAUGACAGUUAGUAGGUGUCUCAAUCUUUAUAAAUGGUAUCAAACCUACCCUUUCUGGUUGUGUAUCAUGCCUCCAUUGAUUAAUAUACUGAUAGUGGUUGAGUUGAAGACGUGAAGAAACAGCUCAGCAAACUCUUUCAAUCCUCCUUCAGAUUAAUAAACGAAAGAAAGGACAAAAUAAGGAGAGGGAAACAAAAAAAAACCCCUCUCCAGUCUGUGGCUAAUGACUGAUCAUCAACCCACUUGGCAUUUUGUCCAGGCCUAGACUAAGUUUUGUGCAUGUUUUGUCCUCAGGCAUAUUGGACACAAACAAAAGCGACAACAAUGCUGUUUGUCUCUUAAAGCGACCACAAUUCAGGCGUUUUUAACUUUAUCAAAGAUGAACGGAAACAGGAGCAAAUGUCAAGUGUCUUGUUCUUGUAUAUGUUUUACCAAUGAAAAUGAACCUGAAGCUGAAGCAUCAAAGUUGAAUUGAACUUACCCUUUACGCCAAUAUGGGUUUUUCGUGAGUAAGCAGAAAAGCAGUCACAGGGCAACUCUCCUUUGGCAAGCCCCCAAAGCCGGCAAUGUAGUACCCCUGAGAGAGACUAUGUGUAUGUUCCCUUCGCCGGCCGGAUUGCCUGCCAAGUCAGAGGUGCCCUACGACUGAUUUGCUUAUAGAUGAUGAUAUACAAUUUGGCCCUGCAGAUCUCAUUUGGGUUGCUGUUGGGUAUAUAAGAGGGCGGGAGAGAGAUGGGGAUAAACCCUUUGGCAAAGGGAUGGCAUAUCCUUUGGUGAAGGAGCUAGAGGAGGGGAAAAGCAUGGUUUAUGCCUGUGGAUAUACCCUUCUGUAUUGGAGAGGACUUGUCAAGUUUCAACGGGUGAUAAUGGAGGCUGGAUGGAUAGUCAGGUCAUGUCGCAGCACGAAUCUUGAUGCCACCAAGAUCUCUGUUUUUAAAGAAAGAUUGAAUAGAUUCUCCUCUUCUCCAUCUUUGGUCCCCAAGUCUCUACCCAGCAAUGGCCUUUCAACAAUGGGUUCAAACUUCUAACUCCAACUGUCUCUAUUCUGGUUACAAGGAAAAUGCAAAUUAGUACGUUCAUGCAGGGGUGGACCAGGGGACUCCUAAAUUUUGAAAAAAUGAUUAUGGACAAAAUAAUUAUAAUUAAGAGUUUGUGACACGUCUGGAAUUUUAAAAAAUGAUUAUCCUACUCUCUAUUUUUUAGUUUGCAUAUGGGAAUAUAAGUGGUAGUUUGGACAAUUCAAACCUAGGACAAUAUUAUUAUUAAUAAAUAUAAUUUCCAUUAGCCUACAACUCAAUUGUUGUUCAAUGUUUAACAUUGUGUAAUAGUAAAAUGUCAUUCCCUAUCACUAAUUAUUUUCAAAACCUAACAAUUAAACUAAUUUCAAACUACUCGUAAUGUGUAUUGAUUUUAUUGUUGUACGACAUAUGUUGAAAUAGUCUUUUCAGCUCGAGAACCAGUUUCGAAAUCGAAUAUGCAACUAGUUCGUGAAUGAUUUUCUUGUAGGAUAUACAUAGACAAUUUUUAAGCAGUGUAGACACCAAGUGUAUUCUACAAUUAUUUUUUAAACUUGUACAAGUUAGGUAUUUUCUUAUUUAAAUUUUAUUAAUUAUUUAAAAUUUAUUUUUAUUUAAUUUAUUUUUUAAAAGAGGACACUCCUAUGUAAAGUUUCUGGGUCCGCCACUGCUUCCAUGUACGAUGGCAAUUUCGACCUGAUCCGUUUUACCCGAUCUGUUUGGAUUGUAUUGAGGCGGGCCGUAAGCUGGGUGGGAUAGGCAUGGGUACUCUCGUCGACACGACCUACCUUGACCCGCCCCAUUCUCGAUCCUUUCUUGCUUAAAUUACAUGUAAUCCUAGUCAAAUUACUUAGGAUUUUCCUUUUAUAACAUCAUACUUUAGCUAUAAUAAUGUUGUAAAGUAGUGAAAACCUCAAUUCCUCCAAUAAUUUAUCUACAUUUAUAGUUAUAUGGUUUGUUUUCUUGAUCUUAAAAUGAAAAUAACGAAUAUUUCUAAUAUUUUUCGUAUAAAUUAUAUACCCACCGGAUUAACCUAUCCCGACCUUCAAUCCAUAAUAAAUGACCCGACCUGUCGUGGUAUAGAGGGUAUGGAUAUCGAGAUACACGUCCCGAAUCUGCCCUUCUCAUUCCUACUUCCAUGUCUCUUUUUUCUGUUGUCCCGCAGAUGGUACGUGGUUUUGUUUGGGCCAAGCCCAUCAGAUACAGGCCCAAACUGAAGCGGUGCCGGAUAAGAAAUCCUUCCCCAAUAUGGAUUCGAAAGCCACAUCCUCCUCCCCUGUAUCUAUUCCUCUGCCCCUUUCACCGACUUGCUGAAUUUCCGUAUCCGAAACAGAAACCCAUUUUUCCUUACCGCCUCUCCUACCUUAACACUCUCUCUAUAUAAACUAUGAACUCCCAUCUUCAAUCCCACACGCAAAACUCCUCCACCGAUCAUAUUGCUACUGAUCAUAAUGUCUCUCACGCCGAAGAACUCGUUCGCCAUAUUGGCCGACGCAGACACGCUGGAGAUCGCCAACCACGCCAACAAGGACCAUUACCUGCAGAAGAAGAAGAGCGGCGGCGGCUGCGGCGGCGACGGGAAGAAGAAGGAACAAGUGAGCCGCUGGUAUGAGAAUUACAAGCAGCGUCAGGAGGAAGAGCAAGCCUCCAAGCAAAAGCAGCAGCCCGAGAAGUCCAAUUUUGUUGUUCUUGGUCACGGCAGUAACGCUGGCAAUAGGAAUAACGGUAAGGGUGCGGUUGAGAAGUCGCCGUCGGCGGUGAAAAACUCACAACAGGGGAAGGCAUCAACCAGCAACGCUAGUGGUAAUAAUGGUCAGAAGAUUAUGGCCCAGGGUACUGAUUCUAAGGCAAACAAUUCUUCUAGGCCUAAUAAAGAAGGGUACUUGAGCAAGCAGCAGAGGAAGGCAGGGGAAGAUUACGGGAAGGCAUCGAAGAACGAGAACGGUGUGGUGGAGAAAGAAGAGAUUGAAAGGCCAACGUUCAAGUUUGAUGAUUUUGCUCAGUUUCCGGGUCUCGGUCGAACCCACUAAAGCACUCUCAUGAUGGAUUACAGAUUUAGUGCUCUAGUUGCAUGUUUUUGUGUGUGUCUCGGAGCGGAUACAUGUGUAAUUUACUCAAUUUCAAUGGUUGGAAUAGAAUUUAAUUUUUUUU
Molecule: messenger RNA, 4382 nt
Organism: Linum trigynum
Lineage: Eukaryota; Viridiplantae; Streptophyta; Magnoliopsida; Malpighiales; Linaceae
Source: the annotation of a GenBank genome assembly